Messenger RNA from Pseudophryne corroboree (corroboree frog), 1099 nucleotides. It is a transcript of the gene SSR2, whose product is annotated as signal sequence receptor subunit 2. The record is from RefSeq and is a predicted model, not a curated record. Gene Ontology annotation, cellular component: membrane; endoplasmic reticulum. The coding region runs from base 111 to 662 and encodes 183 amino acids. NCBI's taxonomy places the organism in Eukaryota, Metazoa, Chordata, Amphibia, Anura, Myobatrachidae. The transcript has 6 exons.
GCAGCGCGGCGCAGAGAGCGGAUAUCCGGCUGGGGGCGGCUGACGUGUCCUUGCUGUGGGGGCCGGCGCCGGAGUUACACUCACCACUGAUUGAGCUAGGAGCCGCCGGGAUGAAGGUUCUAUUUGCUGCCUUGCUGGCCCUCCUGGCCGUGGCUCGCUGUGAGGAGGGGGCUCGGUUACUAGGCUCUAAGUCCCUGCUGAACCGCUACGCUGUGGAGGGUAAAGAUCUAACGCUUCAAUACAACAUCUACAACGUGGGAUCCAGCGCGGCUCUGGACGUGGAGCUCUCCGAUGAUUCCUUCCCACCUGAAGAUUUCGGGAUAGUCUCCGGCAUGCUGAGCGUAAAGUGGGACAGAAUCGCUCCCGCUAGCAAUGUUUCCCACACAGUGGUCCUGCGUCCCCUGAAAGCCGGGUACUUCAACUUCACCUCCGCCACCAUCACUUACCUGGCACAGGAAGGGUUACAAGUUGUGGUGGGGUACACCAGCGCCCCCGGACAAGGAGGAAUACUGGCUCAACGGGAAUUUGACAGAAGAUUCUCCCCUCAUUUUCUGGACUGGGCAGCCUUUGGGGUGAUGACCCUCCCAUCCAUCGGGAUCCCGCUUCUCCUAUGGUACUCCAGCAAGAGAAAAUAUGACACCCCCAAGCCUAAGAAGAACUGAGGAGAUUCCAUUACCCAAACACACGAGACUGUUGUACACGGCUGCCUGCCCCGGCCCAUCCCUACCCUGGAACCCCCUGUAUGUGGAGAGACGUCCACGGCCCAAAGACAGAAGUAACGUCGCACAAUCUGAUGUAUCUGUUACAAAAGUCCUCGUGAUCUCGCACAGCGCCACCGGUCUCCGUCCAGUCCAGAGCCUGCCGAGUGUCCUGGAAAACAAGCUCUCAGGUCUCCAAGUGACGGAGUAUCCCCUGGCCCUCGCCGUCUGAUGCAGAGACUGCUGUGCGCUUUCUGUCUGUUCCAGCAUUUCUUACAAAUGGUUUCUGGUUAAAUGAGUCCCGACAGUACAAUACGCGGCUCUGAUGCGAGUCCUUUCUCAUUCAGAGUCUCCUAGCUGAGAACAAUGGUGGGUUUUCUAAUAAAACGUGAAUGGGAAGA